Adineta ricciae is the source of this 1539-nucleotide messenger RNA. Lineage: Eukaryota; Metazoa; Rotifera; Eurotatoria; Adinetida; Adinetidae. The record is from the annotation of a GenBank genome assembly.
AUGAAACGUUAUCGGAAAUUCGUAAGACCAACAAAUAUUUCUUCAUCAGUUCCGAAAUUGGCAUGGGAUGAUUUCUUGCAAGUAUUCAUGUUAGACAAUAAUCAGGAACAAGAAUUUGACAUUGCACGCAUCUUCGACAUUCUCGACCAAGGUAGUAGAAGAGGCCUCUACAAUCGAGCAAUCAGUUUGUCGGAUGGUCAAAUUUCACCCUCAAGAAUUACUCCUAUAGACAUCUAUAUCUAUGAAAAUCAUUUCGAUCCAUUGAAUCCCUAUAAGAAUUUUGUUUUUCCCGUCAAAACCAAUGAUCUUUUUGACAGUAAAAUAACAUAUCAAUUCUACCUUCGAUCUGAUAUUUUAUAUAUAUUACUUGUGACAACGUCAAAGCCACUGGUAACAACGGCAUUUUCAAUUAAAGUGUACAAUCCGACCAAUGUUAUUCUUCAACGCUUCGUUGACAGUUCGACUUAUUGUUAUGUUGGUGGGCCGUGUAACGUUCUAGUCAAAGAUAUUGGUUUAACUCUCGAUGACAUUUUACGACCAGAAAUAAAGCAAAAUAGAACAAUCCAUGAUCAAUCAGUUGUUAUCAAAAUCGCUGGUGCUUUGACAGUGAUUAUGUUUGUCGCGGGUGUUAUCAACAACUUUUGUUCGAUUUUAACUUUCCGAGAUGACAGUUUUCGGCAAGUUGGAUGUGGUGUGUACCUUUUGGUAUCAUCGAUUUCUUCUCUUCUGACGAUUACGAUGUUUACGAUUAAAUUCUGGUUUGUUAUCGUUACACAAAUCAAUAUCUCCAUUCGUUUGUCAGUUCUUCAAAGUGGUUGUAAGUCAAUGGAGACUCUUCUCAAAUUAUUUUUCUAUUGCGAUGUUUGGUUUCAAGCUUGUGCGGCAGUUGAACAUGCAGUGAGCGCUUAUAAAGGAGUGAGUUUUAAUAAGGAGAAAAGUAAAUAUUUUGCUCGAUGGAUCGUCUUUAUCUUACCGAUUGUGAUCAUGAGCACUCUUGUUCAUGAACCACUACUCCGUCAGAUAUUCGUAUAUGUAAUAAACGAACACACACUAGGCAUAGAAGAAAUUGGGCUAUAUAGGUAUUCAUGGUGUAUAACUACUUAUUCACAACCAAUUCAAAAGUACAAUACAGCUAUUCAAUUCAUUCAUCAUCUUGGUCCAUUUAUUAUAAAUCUUUUUUCUUCGAUAUUAUUCAUUAUUAUAAGAAGUGUUCGUCGACGGGCAGAAACUCAAAAUAGAGAACACCUUCGAGAACAACUCGGAGAAAAUAAACAACUUCUCUAUAGUCCUGUAGUGCUGUUUGUUCUAUCGAUUCCACGCCUGAUCAUUUCUUUGUUGUCGGGAUGCACAGAUAUUUCCAAUCGCCCAUGGUUAUAUCUCACUGGUUAUUUUAUCUCGUUUACACCAUCAAUACUUAUCUUUGUGGUAUUUAUCUGUCCGUCGAAGAGCUAUCGAGAAGCCUUUAAAGAAUCGUUUUCUCGAAUUCGUGGAAGGCGAGCCACCAGGGAACAAAUCACCUGCACAUCUUUUGCUUAUUGA